This is a messenger RNA of Saccostrea cuccullata (small rock oyster), 987 nucleotides long. RefSeq names its product zinc metalloproteinase dpy-31-like. The record is from RefSeq and is a predicted model, not a curated record. NCBI's taxonomy places the organism in Eukaryota, Metazoa, Mollusca, Bivalvia, Ostreida, Ostreidae. The transcript has 8 exons. The annotation marks the transcript as partial.
AAUUUUGGCAGUUCGGUAGAACUAAGAGACAAAAACCUGAAAUUCCUUCACGCCCCAAACGGCCAGAUCCUCUCCUACUACGACUUAAAGGAUGUCGUGGAUCAGUAUGAAUGCACCGCUCAUUGUACCUCUCCCCCUGUCUGUGAAAAUGGCGGUUACGUGAACGUCACGUGUAAGUGCACGUGUCCGGCGGGGUUUACUGGGAUCACAUGUCAGACGGUGGUUACGGAUACAGAUUGUGGUGGAUACGUUUAUCUUAAGGAGAAUGACCUUGUAUUGGAGCCAAACAAAGAUGUCACAGUUACUUCCCCUAAUUAUCCGGGCCCUAUUGGACAGGGAAAAAUUUGUAGAUGGGCAGUCAAGGCACCGGAAGGAUACAUCAUAAAAAUGACCAUAGAUGACCUCCACAUGGCCUUUAACCCGAGAACAGCCCGGUGUUAUCAUUGGCUUGAGAUACAGUACAACCUCCCAGGUCAACCAGGCGUCCGUCGUUGUGGUGACGUCGCUGUAGAAACCUUCCUGACGUCAGUAGAUUCACCCACGUUAAUGAUCGUUACCAUGGAUACCAAAUUUGCAGGCAGCAGGGCUACACAUAAAGGAUUCAAGCUUCAUUUUGAAAAAGAGAGAGAGGUCUGUAGAGACAACACGUGUCAGUAUGGGGUGUGUGUUCCCUCGGCGCUGAGAGCCUGUCUGUACAAGUGUGUAUGUCAGCCCGGAUACAAGGGGGACAACUGUGAACAGGUUAUUGAUGGUGCUCAACUUAAGUGUACUUUUGAGAGGUUCGAGAAGUGUUUCUUCACCAAUAUCGAGGAAGGUGACAACUUUCAAUGGGGAAUUGGGUUUAAACAUCGCUUGUCCUCGAGGACAGGGCCAGAAGGCGCUUACAGAGGGGUCAGGUUCCUGUUUGCUGAAAUGUCUUUACCGAGAAAACCGAGAGAUAAGGCCAUCAUCAAAACAACAGUCCCCCUACCAGGUAUCAAAGACUAG